UUCAUUUCUUUUUCUAAUAUUUGAACUAACUAUUUCUAUAAAAUGGUUCGCAAGACGAAUAAAGAACACAAGGAUGUUUCGGUUCAAAUUACAAGAUUUAAGAACGAAAAAAGUCGUUGUGAUCGUUCGGAUUUUUUGAAAUCUCAAAAAAAGAAACCUUCAAUGCCGUUGGAUCACUUGAAGGAUAAGGAAAUGUUGAAGAAUCGACGUCUACAGAAGCGAAAUGUAAAACGAGAGAAUCAAAGAAGGAAAGAUGUGUCACUUGCUGCUGCCCACCACAUCGAAAAAUGCAUAGAUUCUCUACAGAAUAUGAAUGUUGAACCAUCCAAAUAAGACUUCUAACUCUUGUGUUAUGUUUUCGGGUAUUUUUAAAUAAAUUUUGCUUUAACUUCAAAAAUAAACCUGUUCAUCAACUG
Messenger RNA from Caenorhabditis elegans, 416 nucleotides. RefSeq names its product Small vasohibin-binding protein (gene T24H7.8). The record is from RefSeq and is marked reviewed. Lineage: Eukaryota; Metazoa; Nematoda; Chromadorea; Rhabditida; Rhabditidae. The transcript is spliced from 2 exons. The coding region runs from base 43 to 333 and encodes 96 amino acids.